Heterobilharzia americana is the source of this 1191-nucleotide messenger RNA. NCBI's taxonomy places the organism in Eukaryota, Metazoa, Platyhelminthes, Trematoda, Strigeidida, Schistosomatidae. The record is from the annotation of a GenBank genome assembly.
AUGGAAGGUGCUGCACGUCAUGCUCAAAGGCUAGCUGGAAAUUUUCUUGAAGAUAUGGAAGCAAUACAAAAAGCUUCCCGGGCAAGAGAUAGGCGAGCGAUGAGUCACUUUGAAACUAAUUCUACUAGUUCAAGUGCCAUUUAUCCACCACCUAUGGAUUGGAUACGUCGACGACGCAGCCUAAGUGGAACACCAUUUAAAACUACUUGCUAUCCAAUGAUAUACUAUUCUUCUACAGCACUUCCCAGGAGGAGAUCAUUAUGCAUCCCACGUCAUCAAUAUUCACUUCAGCUCAACGAAAUGCAUAUCUUGAACCAGCGCGUGUCACAUUGUACAGCCAGUAGUGCCUAUCAAACCUCAGAGACAAACGAUUACUUCCAACCGCAAUAUAAUUUCACUCAAUCACAUCUAAAACCAGUGAUCUGGUAUAAUUAUGAUGUCAACACGCCGACAAAUAACGAAAUUCUGCCAACAUCAUAUUUACAUGCUAGUGCACCUCCGAGACAGCAUAUUCUAACUCCGAAAGCUCAAGCUUUUCUGAAGUAUCGUUCUCUUCAAAAUCUAAGUGCUCUAGGUGAUGAUGAAGAUAGUGUACCACGCAUUAUUCAUACAUCGUAUAGUCGUAAUUUUCCAAUGCAUACAAAUCGUCUGAGUUCAGUACCGCCGUCAUCAGUUGGCACCUACCGUUCAACAAUUACUACUUCAGACUAUGGUUUACCGCCAAUUGUUCACCGAAAUUAUAGUCGAACAAGUCGUCAUGUUUAUGAGACACCAUAUUACACAACACAAUAUAGUAAUCGUAUUUCGGAACCAGUGAAAACUACCUACUACAGUGUUGGGCCAAGAAGAUUUUCGUAUUACUAUCCACCAGUUGUGACUAGUCGACCACUUUCAAGUUCAGGUUCCUACAGUAAUUUGUCUAGUGAUAUGCAAGCUGAACGUAGACGAAUCGAACGUCGUAUGGACGAUUUACUGGAAUACAAAUUGCCCCCACCUGAAUACUACAGGGAAAUGCGGGGAUCCCUACGUGCAUUGAAUGACAAAUUAGACGCUCAUCGGAAAAUGCUCGAUCGUUAUUCCGGAAUCGAUAUGAAUACUUCAACUGCUUCAGUACAAGAUCGAAUUGAAUCAAAAUAUCAACAACUUGCAAGCAGAAUGGGCCGUCGAACCACGGCUAUGGGACGGGAUUAG